AUGGCCUCCUCUGGUCAAAGAAAACAUGUAGUGAUAAUUGGAGCUGGAGCGGCGGGAAUGUCAUGUGCCGCCACUCUUGCCCAGCAUCCAGAUAAAUUCAAAGUUACCAUGAUCGAACGAAUGGGGGUAACCGGAGGUCAAGCAACCUCGAUCGCCCUUGACAAGGAGAAAUUUGGUACCGACUGGAUGAACGAUGGUGUCCAAGGUGGUUCACCAAUCUUCAAGCAUACUUGCCACUUCUUCAAACAAUACGGUCACGAAGCUCAAGGCAUCAAACUUCAAGUCGCAUUUGGAAAAGGCGAAGAUGGAUUCUGGACAAAUUGUUUCCCUAGUCCUCUGGUCGAACGCUUCUCGAGCGAUAUCAAGAAAUUUGGCAAGGUGUUGAAGAUUAUCAAGUGGUUAAUGCCUGCGAUGGGGGUUAUACCUAUCCGAAUCAUGCUCAAGAUGUUCUUCUUCAGCAAGGACUUUGGAGAUAAAAUGGUGUAUCCUCUCAUCGCUCUAUUCCUUGGUACCGGUAACCAGACUGCCAAUGUAUCGUGCGCGAUCUUGGAGCGUUUGUUCGAUGACAAGAAUAUGAAGCUCUGGGACUAUGAUCCAGAUACACUUCUUCCAAACUUACCUCAAAUGUUAACUUUCCCUAAUCUUCACAACUUUUACGAAGAUUGGAGAAAAGAUCUCGAAUCGAAAGGUGUAGAUAUUCGUCUCAACACUGAUGUCACGGAGAUUAUUCAACGUAAUGAGAAAGGCGUUGUGAUGACCACGAGGCCGUUUAAUCCCGAUGCAAAUGACAGAAAGGGGGAACACACUGGGCCAACUUCCAAAUCUGAAAAAUUUGAUGAAUUGGUCAUGUGUGUAUUAGCUGAUGAUGCACUGAAAAUCCUUGGAAAAACCGCCACUUUUAAGGAGAAACUCGUGCUUGGGGGAGCCAGAUUUUACGAUGACAUAACAGUGACACACUCCGACCAUGAAUACUUCCGCAAACACUACGAAACCGAAUUCGACCCCUCCCUCUGCGCUGAUCCUAAAUCUCAGGCCCAAAAAGACCAAAUCGCUUUCUCAAAAGGCGAACGACGUGGUGUUGAUAAUGAACCUAGCGGUUUUCGACCCAUGUAUUACACCAAAUCCUAUGCACAUGACCCUAAAAAAAUCGAAAUGUCUUUUGACUGUACAAACUACCAACAUCAAUUCCGGCAAGACCACAAUGCAGAAACUGCACCCGUUCCAUAUGAUCGUCACGUCUUCCAAUCUAUCUUCCUCGACGCCUCGAACCGCGAGUUCUGGACCAUCGAUGAGAUUUCUCCUGAUAAAGUAAUUGAGAAAAAAUGGUGGCAUCAACUUGGUCAUCGCUGGCAACAUUAUGCCAGGGUUGUGCCUGGGAUGAUGUUCAUCAAUGGCAAGAAUCAAACGUGGUUUGCAGGGAGUUGGACGCUUGUGAACAUGCACGAAUUAGCCCUCGUAUCGGGAAUCGCAGCUGCCUAUCGACUCGGUGCCGACUAUGUGAAAUUCGACGAUUUUGCAGAGGAGUUCUUUGGUAAUUAUAUGCUUGUCUCCCAUGGAUUUAGAUAUAAAGCGGAAGAAAAGAGGAGGAAGCAGAAGAAUCAGUAA
Messenger RNA from Botrytis byssoidea, 1605 nucleotides. RefSeq lists its product as uncharacterized. Lineage: Eukaryota; Fungi; Ascomycota; Leotiomycetes; Helotiales; Sclerotiniaceae. The record is from RefSeq and is a predicted model, not a curated record. Gene Ontology annotation, molecular function: oxidoreductase activity. Bases 1 to 1605 code for a protein of 534 amino acids. The transcript is spliced from 5 exons.